Eremothecium cymbalariae DBVPG#7215 is the source of this 1422-nucleotide messenger RNA. RefSeq names its product [Histone H3]-lysine-36 demethylase (gene JHD1). Bases 1 to 1422 code for a protein of 473 amino acids. NCBI's taxonomy places the organism in Eukaryota, Fungi, Ascomycota, Saccharomycetes, Saccharomycetales, Saccharomycetaceae. The transcript has a single exon. The record is from RefSeq and is a predicted model, not a curated record. Gene Ontology annotation, biological process: protein demethylation; regulation of transcription by RNA polymerase II. Gene Ontology annotation, molecular function: transcription coregulator activity; histone demethylase activity.
AUGACGAGUAGUGAACAUUGUGUUUAUUGCGACGAUCGGAAAGAUUAUGAGUUAUGGGUACAGUGUGAUGAAUGUCCACAGUGGGUUCAUGUAAAAUGUGUGCCAAUUGAGUACAUCAGUAGUGGUUCGUACCCUACGAAAUCAUCGCAGAUUUUACAGUUUAUAUGUUACAAGCAUGGCAAAGCAGAGGCUAAGCUAGCGGUAAAGGGGAGACCAAAGAAGGCGGUGGCAGCGAGGGGGAAGGCCAAAGGGAUGGGGCAGGAACGGAAGCUGCAGCGGUAUAGGUUGAGGGCUCGAGAGCAGCUUGAUUACAUUGCGUUGAAUGAAGGUCAAGACAAGAGGUUGAAGCAUCAGCACCCACAUAUUGAGCCAUUUUUAGAUUGUUUCCAAAAAUGGGAGUGUACCGAUGGGAUUAUUACGAGUCAGCAGCUUCACAGAGAAUUCAAUCGUAUCAGUUCGCCGAAGAGAGUGGUUGACCCGCAGAAUUCUGGCAUAAGGGUACCUGAUAUUGAUGUAGCGCAGCUGACGAAGAUCCUUGGGGAGGAUCAUACACUAGAUGUGAUGGAUGUUCAGAGUCAGCAGAACGAACGUUGGACGAUGAAACAAUGGAACGAUUAUUACACACAUACGAAUCCAGACGAUCGAGAUAGAAUUCGUAAUGUGAUAUCGUUAGAGAUCAGUCAUGUACCAAAUUUUUUAACAGAUCUCAAGAGGCCGCAAGCUGUUGAAGAUAACGAUCUUGUGGAUUUGGUCUGGCCGGAUCCGACGCCACAGGAUGUUGGCGAGAAGCCCAAAGUUAAGAAAUACAUCCUCAUGUCAGUAGGAAAUGCAUAUACAGACUUUCAUUUGGAUUUUGCAGGAACAAGUGUUUAUUACAGCAUAGUAAAGGGAGCUAAAAAAUUCCUGCUGUUCCCUCCUACAGAGUAUAAUUUAAAGAGAUAUAAGGAGUGGUGUGACGAUGACAACCAACCUUUCAUAUUUCUUGGAAACAACUUAGAGCAAGGCUUGGCCUUCAACUUAAAAGCUGGAGAUCUAUUUCUAAUUCCCUGUGGAUUUAUACAUGCUGUAUAUACUCCAGAAGAUUCUUUUAUUGUGGGUGGCAAUUUCCUUUCGUUGCGUGAUUUAUCAACUCAUCUUCAAAUUGUCAAAAUAGAACAAGAGACUAAGGUAUCAAAAAGGUUUACAUUCCCCAAAUUCGAUAUUGUAAUGGGUUUGACAUGUGAGUGGAUUUUAGCCGAUCCAGGCAUAAGAAUUAAACGUACUGGCCUUCAACAUAUUACAUGUUUGUUGGAUUAUUUGAAAGAUUCCAAGAUAAAAUACAAACCCAUGAAGUACCAUUCAAAGUCAAUCAUGUUAAGCAACCUAGAAAAGCUUACCAGAUUAACUUCUAACGAUGAAUCAACGUCCUACCGCCGUUGCUAA